Molecule: messenger RNA, 2343 nt
Organism: Rhizoctonia solani
Lineage: Eukaryota; Fungi; Basidiomycota; Agaricomycetes; Cantharellales; Ceratobasidiaceae
Product: Serine/threonine-protein kinase
Exons: 10
Coding region: 1-2343 (780 amino acids)
Biological process (GO): intracellular signal transduction; protein phosphorylation
Cellular component (GO): cytoplasm
Molecular function (GO): ATP binding; protein serine/threonine kinase activity
Source: RefSeq, a predicted model, not a curated record
AUGGCUCCCACCGCCGAGCCACACGCCGAUGUCAUCGCCCACAUUGCCUCGCUCCCCCCAGGAAAUUUGGGCGAAUAUUCCAUUAUCAAGGAUAUUGGAGAAGGCACGUUCGGAAAGGUCAAACUCGCGGUCCACACAUUGACCCAGGCAAAGGUUGCUCUCAAGUUUAUUUCCAAGGAGCGUAUCAAUGCUCUCAACAUGAGGACUCGAGUCGGCCGCGAAGUAUCCUACCUGCGGCUCCUCCGCCAUCCCCAUAUCAUCAAGCUGCAAGUCCCAGCCUAUUUCACAUCGUUCACACCCAAUUCUGACCAACUUUACGUUUCUAGGUAUGAGAUCAUCACAACACUCACGGACAUUGUCAUGGUCAUAGAGUAUGCCGAAGGAGAACUCUUCAAUUAUAUCGUCGAAAACGGCCGUAUGUCAGAGUCCACCGCCCGACGGUUUUUCCAGCAGAUGAUGUGUGCGAUUGACUACUCGCAUCGAUUGAAGGUUGUGCACCGUGAUCUUAAGCCUGAGAAUGUUCUUCUUGAUGGUCAAAAUAACGUCAAGAUCGCCGAUUUUGGUUUAUCGAAUGUGAUGACAGAUGGUGAUUUUUUGAAAACAAGCUGUGGUAGUCCCAACUAUGCAGCUCCCGAGGUCAUUGGCGGAAAAUUGUAUGCAGGGCCCGAGAUCGAUGUCUGGUCGUGUGGGGUUAUCUUGUAUGUCAUGUUAUGCGGUAGGCUCCCAUUCGAGGACGAGCACGUACCGGCCCUGUUCCGAAAGAUUACAGAGGGCUUGUAUCAUCUACCAAACUACCUUUCUCGCGAGGCCCAAGAUCUCAUCCGGGGUAUGCUGGCUGUCGAUCCGGUCAAGCGGCUCACCGUGCCCGAAAUCCUCGCUGUGCCAUGGGUGGCUGUGAAUAUGCCAUAUUAUCUGCAACCCAAGCGUCCAGUUACGCCUGGUAUGGGUACGUUGCAUCCUGCCUACCCGCACCAUCCUGGUGUCAUUGGGCGUGGUGCUAAUGGCUCAACCAACGGAAGCACGUUCCCGUCCAACGGGACUACCCCGGCCGUGUCGAGUUCCGGUAGCGAGCAUUCGUCAAGGAACGGGGGUGCAGUGACCCCCGCAUCAUCCAUCGUCACCCCCGUAUCGGAGCACCCGCAAGUGAACCCUCAUAUGCUCGGGACGCUUGCAUCUUUGGUCAACGGGAACUCGAACGGAAACGGAAAUGGUGUAAUUGCGGGCAGCAGAAGCGACCAAGAUACCCCUCUGGCUGGUUUGUCAUCUUUGAGACACAUCAAAGGCCUUGGGAAGAUCAACGAGAGCAUUGUCUCGGAGCUGGCCGAACGAUGCCAUGUUCAGGUGGAAGAGAUCAAAAUGGCAUUACUGCGAGAAGAGGACAAUGCGGUCAAGGUUGCGUAUAUGCUUGCAAAAGACAGUACCAGGACGGGAUUGUGUCUUGAUGACGAUGACGAGGGAGACUCUCCUCGGGGGCAUCCAUCCCAGGAAAGUGAAAUCUUUUGGAGCCCAAACUACAAACCUUCUCAAGCCCCCACUCCUGCAACCCCUGCAACCCCGGCAACUCCAGUCACCCCUCAGCCUAUGAAUGGCUCGCGUCCGCUGUCGCCACAACAAGCCGGGAUGCGCCCGAUCGCGGACUACGACUAUGACGAUGACGCAGACGAAUUUGAUACCGAUGAAGAAGAUUUCGAUGAAGAAGAGUGGCAGAAUCAGAACGCGAGCCACUUUACGGUGCUCGAUACGAGUCUGCCACCAGGGCAUGAUGCACGCGCAGCAGCAGCAACAGCCAAUGGUGCGCAGCCACAGCUCUCUUAUCAUCGCGAACGCGGACAUCGUCAUCGUACACAUACAAGUGGGCAAAAGUCAAAGUCCCCUCGAUGGCAUUUUGGAAUCCGAUCGCGUUCGCCACCGAUGGAGGUGAUGCUCGAGAUCUAUCAAACGUUGAAGACGCUUGGUAUGGAGUGGCGUGAGAAGCCUGGGUUAAGCAUCAUCGGUCGACCCGAGGAUGAGGGAUGUCCUGGUAAAGAUGGCAAGGACAUUUACUAUGUGGAGACAAGAUGCCGGAUUCGGGAUGUUGUGGUGCGAAUGGAUCUUCAAUUGUAUCAGGUAGAUUCUUUGAAUUACCUUGUCGACUUUCGAAAUCUUGGAUGCCAUCACGCAUCGACGGACCCCAAUGCACCCUCCAAGUUUACCGACGCUUCCUGGCCCGGAAGCGAUUCUAACUCUUCCGCUCCUCGCUCACCGACCCUGACCGAAGGCGCAGUCCUGCGUGCAGACGUCUGCAGCCCGUUCCUCUUCCUCGAAUGCGCAUGCCGACUCAUUGUCGAGCUCGCAGCGGGCUAA